Messenger RNA from Colletotrichum chrysophilum, 744 nucleotides. RefSeq lists its product as uncharacterized. Gene Ontology annotation, molecular function: 5-formyltetrahydrofolate cyclo-ligase activity. NCBI's taxonomy places the organism in Eukaryota, Fungi, Ascomycota, Sordariomycetes, Glomerellales, Glomerellaceae. The transcript has 2 exons. Gene Ontology annotation, cellular component: mitochondrion. The record is from RefSeq and is a predicted model, not a curated record. Bases 1 to 744 code for a protein of 247 amino acids. Gene Ontology annotation, biological process: folic acid-containing compound biosynthetic process; tetrahydrofolate interconversion.
AUGGGCUCCGCGCUAGUGGCUGCCAAGAAGCAGUUGCGGUCUGUCAUGAGGGACAGGCUAGCUGGCGUAGCUCAUGAGUCUAUCAACAUACAAAGCCGGACUGUCUGCGAAACUCUGAAGACAUUUAAACCUUAUGUGGAGGCACAGAGGGUCAGUGUUUUCCUCUCCAUGUCGUCCGGCGAGAUACAGACGGACGGCAUUGUGCGCCAUGCCUUGUCAUCCGGAAAGCAAGUUUACGUCCCGUAUCUUCACAAAUCACCUUUUCCUUCCGAGGAGACGCCGCCCAGGGUCAUGGACAUGGUCCGUUUGCGCGAUCUUCAAGACUACGAGUCGCUGCAGCCGGACAAAUGGGGCAUUCCCAGCAUUGACCCGGCCACCAUCGACCAGAGACAACGCGUCCUGGGUGAGCAUGGAGCCGAAUCCCCAGAAUCCUCUUUCUUGGACCUUAUGCUGCUCCCAGGAGUUGCUUUUGACAUUGACCCCCAGUCAGGUUCGCUGCGAAGACUAGGCCAUGGCAAGGGAUUUUAUGACCUCUUUAUUCGACGUUACGCUGCAAAGUACAACAACAUUUCGUCAGUAGCGACAAAGCCUCUGAUGCUCUUUGGCCUGGCUCUAUCGGAGCAAUUUCUCUCCCAGCCGUCAGAUAGCACAGUUCCCGUCGCACAACACGACCAGCCGCUCGAUGGCGUGGUCCUCGGCAGCGGGGAGGUUAGGAGGCCGGCGGAAAGCUUCAAAAACCGCUGA